AUGGCCAGAACCAAGCAAACCGCACGCAAGUCCACUGGAGGAAAGGCUCCUCGUAAGCAGCUCGCAACCAAGGCUGCCCGCAAGUCCGCUCCCACUGCCGGAGGUGUCAAGAAGCCACACAGAUACCGCCCUGGUACCGUCGCUCUUCGUGAGAUCCGCAAGUACCAGAAGUCUACCGAUCUUCUCAUCCGCAAGGCUCCUUUCCAACGUCUUGUCCGUGAGGUCGCGCAAGACUUCAAGUCCGACCUUCGAUUCCAAUCCACUGCCGUUCUUGCUUUGCAAGAGGCCGCUGAGGCUUACCUCGUUGGUCUUUUCGAGGAUACCAACUUGUGUGCCAUCCACGCCAAGCGUGUGACUAUCAUGCCUAAGGAUAUCCAAUUGGCUCGCCGUAUCCGCGGUGAACGUGCCUAG
Messenger RNA from Cylindrotheca closterium, 411 nucleotides. The record is from the annotation of a GenBank genome assembly. NCBI's taxonomy places the organism in Eukaryota, Bacillariophyta, Bacillariophyceae, Bacillariales, Bacillariaceae.